Messenger RNA from Drosophila albomicans, 1677 nucleotides. RefSeq lists its product as uncharacterized. The record is from RefSeq and is a predicted model, not a curated record. Bases 105 to 1619 code for a protein of 504 amino acids. The transcript is spliced from 2 exons. NCBI's taxonomy places the organism in Eukaryota, Metazoa, Arthropoda, Insecta, Diptera, Drosophilidae.
GGUUAAUUAAGUGAACAGGAUAGGGUUGCAUGUAUAUUUUUUGUUUAUGAAAAUGACUAAAAAUUGUAUAUAUAUAUAAAUUUAAAAGCCGGUCUUACGAAGCGAUGUUGACAGGCAUUUCUACGCAUGCGCUGUUUCACAGUGGGGUUGGGGUGGAAACGGAAAUAAAGAGGAUAGUAAAUAAGAGGCAAAACUGGAAUGAGCCACAACAAAACGAUUUUAAAGGUGGAACUAGCGCAACCAGUUUGCCGAAUCCAGUUUAUCAUCUAAUGUCUGGUAGACGUUAUUAUCUCGGAGCAGAGCAACGUGCACAAUUAAAUACCUCCGGCGACGACGAUAAGAGCUGUCAUGAUGAUGAGCCCUUAUAUUCUUACGACGGCAACAACAACAACAGCAACAACACAGUGAGCAAUGUGAAUGACCCGGAACCGGACGCUGACAAGGACGACGACUCGGAGUUGCAAGACGUACCAUACUCGUCCAGCAGCAUUGAUCGCAGUUCAAUCGGCUCCAUUCCCUGGGCAGAUGAUGCCAUCAAGAAGAAUAAACUCGAUUGGGAGCGGGUCGACCGAAUGCUUAGUGGGGAGGAGAUUCUUCCGGAACAGCAGGAGGUUGAAUUGCGUCAUGAGAUUGCCGAUUGGCAAAGAAAAUUCCCAAGCUUACUGGCACGCAAAGCGAAGCCUUUGAAGCAACAUAGUUUCGACAAUUGCCGUCAUAAUACCGCAUUGCUGCCAGAUGAUGCCGGCGAUAUAGAUUCCAUAUCAGAUCUUAGCCUAAGCUCGCUUGAUGAGUUCGAUGAGAAAAAUGGGCAUGGGGUUGUGGAUGAGGAUGGCGAUGACGAUGAUGAUGAUGAUGGAUUGCUGACACCAACCGUCGAACGGCAGCAGGCAUCAUCUUCAACUACUCGAAAUCGGACCUAUGUACGACCUGAUCAGCAGAAUCUUGUAUCGAUGCUCGACAGGGAUUUGCGGAUCACAUCUGUGGCCCUCAAUUUGCGAAAGCGUCACGAACACUUUGAACACCAGCAGCCUGCAACGCAGGCUUCCACAAUGCCUCAAUCAGCAACAGUGUCUCGCUUCCGAUCUCGCAUUCGAAUGCCCCCCAUUCUUAAUGUUUUGGAUUCGAAUCGGCGCUUUCGCGGUCUUUUGAAAAACCAGAGCUUUGUGCAAUUGACGCAGGUGCAGGUACAAAAACAGUUGCAGCCAAAAUCGGCGGCUUGGACGUAUGCGAGCAACGCUGGGCGACGGCAACAAGCUGGCGUUCGAUCGGCUUGGAAUAUGCCUAUGGCAGCUAGCCGAUUCCUAAAUAAUAAGCAUAGCAUUGUGCUCCCAUCGCUAAACCGUCAAAAGGAUUUUACUCCAACAGCAACAACAUCUAGUCAAAGCAUUGCUAGCAGCAACAACAGUUCUUUGUUGGGCUCAUCACUCUACGCCACAGAGCACAAUAUCCAGCAUCCGCAUUUGCAUCAUCUUGGAAAGACCUUGGUCACGACCAGUGCAAAUACUCCUUCAACAGGUCGCUCCAUAUCCGCGGCAAUUCAUCAUCCGCGCUCGGAGUUUUCUACCAGUAGUGCCUUUUAUAUACCGUAUAGUGCCUCAAAAUUCAAAGCCUUUAAGUAGCCAAAACUCAACUUGUAUACAAAAAAAAAAAAAAAACAGCAAUAAAGUUUAACCUAAA